Hyla sarda is the source of this 1185-nucleotide messenger RNA. Its product is annotated as catechol O-methyltransferase A-like. Gene Ontology annotation, biological process: catecholamine catabolic process; developmental process; dopamine metabolic process. The transcript has 5 exons. Lineage: Eukaryota; Metazoa; Chordata; Amphibia; Anura; Hylidae. The record is from RefSeq and is a predicted model, not a curated record. Bases 197 to 976 code for a protein of 259 amino acids. Gene Ontology annotation, molecular function: catechol O-methyltransferase activity.
UUCUGUUUCUACAGAGAGGCUGUUGUUCUCCUGGAAGGAAGGCGGAGUGUGAGGAUCUUGGCUUCUCCUCCUCCCUCUGGUAAAGUCAAAUACCCAUCGCACCGCUGAAGACUCCAGGAUCCCAGAGCCGGAAAACCUCAGAUUCCUCAGUGCUGGUCUUGUCGUCCUGUUUUUGGUAUCUGACGCCGGUCACGUGAUGCUGGCUGCGGUCCUGACUCUCGCAGCCGUAGUGGUGGGCAUUGUCCUCCUGGUUAUCUGGCGAGUGCGUACCAAUGGGGAAUGGGCUCUAUGGUGGCACGAUAACUACCUGGAAAGAAUACGAGAUUUUCUGUCUGGAACAACUAGGCCUGUACGGAUCCUGCAGUAUGUACAGCGCUGUGCCAAACAUGGGGACGCCCCCAGUGUCAUAUCUGCCAUAGAUUCCUUCUGCUCCAACGUGGAAUGGGCCAUGAAUAUUGGAGAUAAGAAAGGUGAGAUUCUGGAUGCGGUGGUAUUGGAGACUCGCCCCCGUUAUGUACUGGAGCUCGGCACAUACUGUGGAUAUUCAACAUUAAGGAUUGCCCGUCUUCUGCCCCCUGGCGCUCGACUUAUUACUAUAGAAAUGAACCCCCAUUAUGCCCAGGUGGCCAGAGAGCUGUUUCAGCUUGCAGGACUGGAUUCACAGGUGGAGCUGUUGGUUGGAUCCAGCUCGGCCCUGAUUCCGCAACUCAAAAAGAAACUGGACAUUGAGACAUUUGACCUCGUCUUUAUUGACCACUGGAAAGUCAGCUACCUCCCCGACACCAAACUGCUGGAGGAAUGCGGCUUGCUGAAGGCGGGCUCUGUUCUCUUGGCCGACAACGUCACCUGUCCCGGAGCUCCCGACUACCUGCAGUACGUGAGGAACAGCCCGCGCUACCGGAGCCAAUACUUCAAGUCCGUGCUGGAGUACCUGCAGGUGGAGGACGGUGUGGAGAAAUCGGUCUUCCUAGGAUGACGGACUUUCAGAAAAGAAAAAACAAAACGUGGCCAGGGAAGGUCGAUGGACUGGCAAUGAUAUAAGGGGCACCCGAAACCCGGGCAUGAGAAAUUUAAGGGGCUCACAUGGGUUACGGCACGCUGCUCUCGUCAGGUCCUUGGAGACAGACAUUUUUUUUUGCCUAAAAAAUACUAAAGUUUUCAUCUACAAUAUAAAAAAAAAAAAAA